AUGCACGGUCACAGAGUCACUGUUUUGGGGGUAUACGGGGUCAAUGAUGAUGCUACCAUCGCACUUAAGGAUCAGUUUUUUGAAGAACUGGACGAGGAGGUAGUGAAGGUAGGACCUGGGAGAGAAGUCCUUGUGUUGGGAGAUCUAAAUGGAAGAACGGGAUCCCGGGUUAACAGUAAAAUCGUCGGCCCGUUCGGUGAAGUUACGGUGAACGACAACGGAAGCCGCAUUAUCGACGUUUGCGAGCAGAGGGAAUUAAAAGUAUUGAACGGGUUCUACCAACACAAGGAUAUUCACAAAUAUACUUGGGUCCAACCUACCCGCGGCUUAAGAUCCAUCAUUGACUACGUGCUCGUUAAACAGGUAACAAACCUGAAGAUCCAGCAGGUGAGAGUAUGUAGAGGACUCUCCUGCGGUAGUGACCACUAUUUCCUCAGAGCGGAUGUAGCCUUUCCCGCUCGGGUGUCGCAGAACGAUCGAGGCGACAAUCAACAACCGGAGCGACAACGCGUACAUCAAGUUCAGUACAACAUCGAUAGCCUAAAGCACCCGAGUGUCAAGGCUCUGUACGCAAAGCGCCUGGAUGAAAAGUUAGGAGAUGCGUGCGAUGGCAGUACAGAAGAGCGGUAUGAGUUCAUCAAGAAUUGCGUUCACUCGGCGGCAGCGGAGGCCCUGGGGAUUUCUGAUCAAAAAAAUGAUAACAGAAAACCGUACUGGUGGGAUGCGGAGGUAGAGGAGGAAAUAAAUGUGAAAAGGAAUAGGUAUCAUCAGUUUCUCUCUUCCCAAAAGUUGGAUGAUAAAAUUAUGUACAGACAGGCUCAAGCAAGAGUCCGUCGGGUAAUUACUAGGAAGAAGAAUGAGGCUUGGGAAGAGAGCUGUAUGAAGAUAAAUACCUACCUUGGAGGUCGGAAAAGUACGGAAGGCUGGAAAGUGAUCAAAGGGUUGCGGCGGAAUAAAAUGCGCGACAUCAUAUCUCCGAUACCAAUUGACAAGAUGGAAGACUAUUUUAAAGAUUUAUUAACGGAGAGGCGACCCGAGUUUCAAGGCGGAGUCAUAGGCACUAAAGAAGAUUCCAACGUGGAGAUCCAGCUCCAAGAUGUAGUGAAGGCUGUGAGGGAGUUGAAAACUCGCAGAGCUCCUGGACCUGGGGGUAUACCGGCAGAAUUGAUAAAAUGUGGCACCGGUAAACUAUUUGAACAUCUUCGGAAACUUAUGCAAGACUGUUUGCAUGGUUCCGAAAUACCAAAGGAUUGGAAGGAAUCUUGGAUUACUCCCAGUCAUAAGAAAGGUAGUAAACAAGAUUGCGAUAAUUACAGAGGUAUAUCGGUCACAGGAACCUUGAGCAAGGUCUAUGGUAAAAUUCUCAAGGCAAAGGUCGAAGAGUUUUGGAGCGGCCAGGAAGCCGAAGAACAGGCUGGUUUUAGAGCCGGUAGGUCCACCGUCGACCAUCUGUUCACCAUUACCCAGGUCAUCGAGAAGAAAAGGGCGGUCAGCCAGGAGCUGCACUUGGUGUUUGUGGAUCUUCAGAAAGCUUAUGACAGUGUGCCGUUAGUAAUCGAUGGAAAAAUAGGUGAUAUUGAAACUCCUCCAGAAAAUGCUAGUGAAGAGGAACCUAAAAAGUUUAAGAAAUAUGGGGACUAUUACAAGAAAGCAAACAGUGUUGCUAAAUCGACGAUCGCUAGUGCCGUCACAGAUGAGGUAUAUCAGAAGAUCAUGGAUUCAAGAACCGCGUUUGAAGCAUGGAAAGCCCUAGAAGUUCUGUUCGAGCAAACCUCAAAGGAUCAGAACUAUGAGAAUGUCGGUCCAUGCCUGUACUUCCACGUAUACUUGAUAGAGUGCGUUGGAAAUCCCAAUGGGAGCCCGUGA
This is a messenger RNA of Bemisia tabaci, 1866 nucleotides long. The record is from RefSeq and is a predicted model, not a curated record. Lineage: Eukaryota; Metazoa; Arthropoda; Insecta; Hemiptera; Aleyrodidae.